AGUGUUUACCAGAUCUUAAGAUAAGAGCCGAUCGUUAUCCUUCGACUAUCGAUCAACCAAUCUAAAUUUUUAGAAAUGAUCAAGUUCAGCUGGUUCAGCUUGAUUUGUGAUUUCCGCGGGAAAACAAACGAAUGUGUCUGAAAACAUCGGUGUGGUUGUCAAGCCGAAUCGCCAUCAUAGAGAGUUAUCAUGGCUGAUUGGACCAAGAAACUGGAGGCUUUGGCCGAGGAAUCCAACCUCGAACUCAAGCUCAAAGCCCUCAAGGGGCUGAAAUCCGUGCCUAUCGCCCAAAUUGUGGAUGAAGUGGACGAGGUUUUUCGGAAAUCGGACCGCAUCCUGAUUCUGUGGCCGCAAUUGCUGUCCGUGUUGUGUCUCCCUGCGAGCAGUGCUCAAUGGGCGGAGAAGGACGAAUUAAUAUUUCAAUUAAUUCAAAAGGUCUUUCAACGACUAAUUGAUACUAAAACCAUUCCCAAUGUCCGCGCUCGUCGAGUCAUGGAAUGUUUUUUACCUCAUUUAGAGUCCUUGGGCACCACUCAGUUGGUUGACCUGGUCCGAAUGGCCACCGAGGCUUUACAAAUGGAACCUGAGCGUUGGUCCACGCGAUGGUUCGGGGUUUUAUCCCAGAUUUUGGGCGUUUUCCCGGCUCGCAGUCGGGUCAACGUGGAAGAUGUGGCCACAGAUGCUAUGAGUGGGCCCAAGUAUCGAUCGCAUUUGGUUCACUCCAUUUGCGGGUUCACUUGGCCCUCCUGUCAUGUCACGGCUCUGUGCUCAAUCUUCUUAGACUUGGCCUUGAGUCCGGAUGAGUUUCACGCUAUUCAGGAUUGUCUGUGUGAGCUCAUUCCGGAUUUGGCUCCGGCUGAAGUCCCGGCACUAGUCCAUCAGAUGAUGCGAUUGAGUCAGGAUCACGCCUCAGAAAAGCUCUUGGCCGCUUUGUCGCAUUAUUUUCGAAUUCGACUAGAAAAGGACACGAGCCCCUUGGACUCGGAGGACCUCAUUGAGGGUGAUCCCGAGAUCGGAGCCGUGAAACAGGCAGAAGGCACCGUUUUGUAUCACAUCACGAGUUCGAUUCGACGCGGUCAUCCCAUGGGCAAGGAUAUCAUAAAGGCUUUGAGGACGGGGACACAAUUGCCCGACGUGAUGUUGAGUCCCUUCACAGUCUACCUAGCCCUAUCGUUAACAUCGAUUAAAAGCAUGUCCCAGCCCAUCUUGGAACACCUAAAAAUGACCAUCUCCAAGAACAUAUCGUUUGGUUUGAGGAGGAAUGAGGACGCUUGGUUCAGAAAAGCCACCCAAAGCACUCACUCUACAUCGGUCAUGUUCCAUCGGCUAUUGGAUCAGACCUCAACCUAUGGAGGCUGGGAAUUGAUUGAAAAGGGCUGUCUGGAUCUGGCCCUUACGAUCUUGGAUUCAAGUCCGGGUUUGGGUAAACCUGAUAAGAAGCUCAAGGCUCUGUGGGCUUUGGGAGAUGAUAUACUAUGCCGGAUGAUCAAGACCUUUCCACACACGGUGGAAGUGGUGAUCAAGAUGAUUUGUAAGCGGAUUCUUGGAUCUAGACAAGCCUAUCAGUAUACGGAUUGCUUGCAAAAGCUGGUCCACGGGGCUGGUUGGUCCUUGGUUGACAAUCCCAUGUUGGUCAACGAUCUUCUCGAGCAAACCAGUAACUUGGGCUUAUCUGGUGCUCGCCGGGUGUUGAACGCACUUUUGCCGUUGGUGAAAUCCUCACGUGUUUUAAAGAACACCACCAUUCUCAUGCUGAGGAAAGCCUUGUUUGCUCGUUCAGUCGAGGUCAAACAAAUCGGCCUCAACGGAGUCUUACAAUUGAUCAAAAGCUUCAAGAUCUCGAGCUCACUUCCCGUCACUCAAAUGAGUCAAUCUUCCAGUGGAUUGUCGCAGAUCUCGGUGGAUGUACAUCGUGGUGGCACACCUACCAAUGAAGCUCUUUGUCUGGAGCUCUUGGGAGUCCUUCGACGUGGACUCAGUCAACACGCUUCAGUUCGUUUGAGCUUGUACCAGGGAUUAGGUGAUGUGUUGAGUCGCAACCCUCAACUGAGUGCCAAUAUUCUGGAGAUCUUGAGCCAGCAUCCGAUCAUGAUGGGAGUGCUGUCCCAAAAUGAGAGCAAUCACGGAGGUGAUGAUGUGGCACUUUUGGACUUGAAUUCGGUGAUCAAAGAAGAGCAAAAUAGCUCAACGAUUCAGGAUCCUGUGGGUUGGUAUCUUCAUUGCGUUCAGCAAAUGAUCACCAAGAUUGAAGUCGUCUACGGCGAGGACACGGAAAACCUAGAUGAUAAUGGUCUGAAGGAUAAAAUCACCGACUUCUUGAAUGACUUGGCGGGGAAAUACGCCAACUCUGAUUUGACUGACUUGAAUUUCGUCAAGGAUGCAGAUUACUCUCGACAAACCUUGGCUGGUGAAACCAACGCGAACAAGAUUGAAAUCUUGAAGAACGUCAUUGAAGCGUUGAUGGAGUUUACGAUCACUCAUGGGGGCGACGUCCAAUCCGACAAAGCCUCUCUCCUUCUAAGACUCUUUCGACGGCACCAAGAGCUGUCCAAUUUAAUCAAGAACACGGCCAUGAAGGCCCCGGUGAGCAAGAAGAAAAUGGACAAUUCCCUCCUUAAGCAAGGUGCUAGCAAAAAGGUGGUCAAACACCAAGUUGGUGGGUCUAGUAAAGCCUUUAAAAACCCAGAGCAUGCCUUUUCCUUUAAUGCCCUAUGCAUCAUACUCAAGGCGUGCCUCAUAGAUCAAGUUCCUGCCCAUCAAGGUGCCUUAACCUUGUUAAGAGAUGAUACUUACUUUGUGCGAUACCUUUUGCGAGUGUUAAAUGAAAAGCAAUCUUCUUUGGAGCGAACUCUAUCUGCUCGAGGGGAAGAGGAAAACAAUCUCUCCGAUGUGAUCUUCAAGCAUUUGAGCUCCAUUGGCAAAAUGUUAGUUAACAAUUGCCUUUUCAACGACGAAUCCGAUGAAAACUUGAGCCUCUCGUCCCUAGAAUGCCUUCUAAGGAAUCUGCAGAUCGUCACCAAAUAUUACGAACCCAAAUUGAAGAUAUACUUGACACAAUUGGGGCUGCCUGGUCGAUCUUCUGGAGAGAUUUUGGACCAGUUGAUGGACGGCGUGUUUGCACAAAUCACCAGCGUUCAAGACCUUGUGGAUAAGCAUGACCAAGACGAAGACGCCGCCAAAGUUAUCGGCCACUUAUUUCAGAUUGCACAAGUUCUUCUUCAUCAAUAUCCAGCCCACAUGAACUCCAAUCUGGACGACGGUUUGAAGAAAGUCAGCGAUUGGACGAGAAAGUACGGCGAAAGCUCGGCCACGACGGACCCCAAUGUAUUGAAGCCAUUCUUGAACUUGCUGUUCGAUGCUAAUCGAGUGUUCAAGCCCAACUCGGGUCUUCACUUGGACAUUGCCCGAGAGAUUCAUUCUAAAUUAGGAGAUCUGAACGAGACACUACAGACGGAUGACGAGCGAUCAUUUGCUUUCAUCUCCAAAGAAUCUGGGGAAACCGUGCUCCAAGUUUUGAUUGGUUCAGUCGAAUCCGCUUUGGAAUCUGCGGACAUUGUGAUUUCCCGGAGUAAGCAAUUGAUCAGUUCCGAGUCUUGGAACCCAAGAAUGAAUGAAGAUCAAAUCGCGGAUUGUGAGAAGAUGCUUUGCCAAAUUUUGGCCCGGAGUAUCAACACUUUCUUGGAGCUGUCACAAAGCGGAUUGAAAUUGGGAGCACUUCUUGACCAGCUGUUAAAAUCUUUGAUCAAACUGUACACGACUUUGGACAAUUUGGCCAAGUAUUUCUUCAUGCGGUGCAAGGUUGACAAAGACGUCAUUGUGGUAUCCAAAUUCGACAAGGUGGUAGAGAUCUCAAAAAACGUCACCAAACACUUAUACGAAGUCAUAAACCACAUCGAGAAAAAAGCCAGAGACGUGGCCGACGAUAACGCCUCGAAGAAGAAGGGCGACUCUGCCACGAGGAACGUGAUCAACAAAGAGGCCCGCACUAUUCCUAACCUGAUCUUCAAAAUCGAGCAAUUCGAGAAUGAUUUAAUCAAGAUCGGCUCGCGGUGCAAAAUCGACUUCAAAUUGAAAGCGUCCGUCUCCCGAGAUUUCCGGAUGGACCAAGACAAGUUACGACAAGACGUCAAUGACGAUUCGACCAUGAGCGACGGCGACGAAUCGAGUCACCAUCUAGCCGAAUCCACGCGGAUCCAGGAGUCGCAGCAUCAAGGUUCACAAAGCACCAAUUCGAGCACUCAAGCAUCCAUUUUGAAAGGAGGCAACAUUGAGCCGCCCAACAAAAAGCUCAAAGUCAAGAUGUCCUUCCGGGCCCACGAUUAAGCCAGGACUAUUGUAAUCAUUAUUGUUUUCAUGUUCAUUUGAUCCAAAGAAAUCCUAGUACGGCAAAGCAUG
Molecule: messenger RNA, 4395 nt
Organism: Tigriopus californicus
Lineage: Eukaryota; Metazoa; Arthropoda; Copepoda; Harpacticoida; Harpacticidae
Gene: FANCI
Product: Fanconi anemia group I protein-like
Exons: 11
Coding region: 190-4323 (1377 amino acids)
Biological process (GO): DNA repair
Molecular function (GO): DNA polymerase binding
Source: RefSeq, a predicted model, not a curated record